AUGCCACUGCACAGGUUCCCUGUAGGCUUGUGGCGGCGGCUGCGGCUGCGGGAGGGCGUCUGUGCCCGUCUGCCCGCGCACUUCCUGCGCUCCCUGGAGGAGGCGCGGACGCCCGCUCCCGUGCACUACCGGCCCCACGGGGCCAAGUUCAAGGUCAACCCGAAGAACGGGCAGCGGGAGCGCGUGGAAGACGUGCCGAUUCCCAUCCACUACCCGCCCGAGUCCCAGCAGGGGCUGUGGGGCGGCGAGGGCUGGAUCCUGGGCCACAGAUACGUCAACAACGACAAGCUCUCCAAGAGGGUGAAGAAGGUAUGGAAGCCACAGCUGUUUCAGCGUGAGCUUUAUAGUGAGAUCCUGGACAAGAAAUUCACGGUGACUGUGACCAUGCGGACCCUGGAUCUCAUUGACGAGGCCUAUGGCUUUGACUUCUAUAUCCUUAAGACGCAGAAGGAGGACCUGUGCUCCAAAUUCGGGAUGGACCUAAAGCGAGGGAUGCUGCUCAGGCUUGCCCGCCAGGACCCCCAGCUGCACACGGAUGACCCCAAGCGGAGGGCAGCCAUCUAUGACAAGUACAAGGAGUUUGUCAUCCCUGAGGCAGAGGCCGAGUGGGUUGGUCUGACACUGGAGGAGGCCAUGGAGAAGCAGAGGCUCCUGGAGGAGAAGGACCCCGUCCCUCUGUUCAAGAUUUACGUGGAGGAGCUCAUUGAGCGGCUUCAGCAACAGGCGCUGUCAGAGCCUGCAGUGGUGCAGAAAAGAGCUGGCAGGAAGUGACCACACAGCCCUCCUGUGCCUGACCACCAGGUCAGCCACCUGCUGGGCCCUUAGCACUGUGGACACAGCCUGAGCUGGCCAUGAGGGCACCUGUGGGCAGUGGGUGAAUCCUGGUUUUCCUGUGCUAGCCAUGCAGCUCUCAAGCCGUGUGGGCUUUGCAGAGCCACACAGAGCCCUUUGUCCUGGGAUGCCCAGGAGGCCUGGUGCUGAGCAGAGCCCUGCCCAGUGGGUCCCACACUCUGGGUGGUGCUUCUUGUGCCCAUGGCGCUGGGAGCAAGUAAAGUCUGAGCCAGGCUG
Messenger RNA from Galeopterus variegatus (Sunda flying lemur), 1068 nucleotides. RefSeq names its product mitochondrial ribosomal protein L28 (gene MRPL28). Gene Ontology annotation, cellular component: mitochondrial large ribosomal subunit. The transcript has 5 exons. NCBI's taxonomy places the organism in Eukaryota, Metazoa, Chordata, Mammalia, Dermoptera, Cynocephalidae. The record is from RefSeq and is a predicted model, not a curated record. Gene Ontology annotation, molecular function: structural constituent of ribosome. The coding region runs from base 1 to 771 and encodes 256 amino acids.